AUGUCUGAUCCUAUAGAACUAUUACAUAGAGCAGAGAAGAAAGGUGUUCCAUCAUCGGGGUUUAUGAAGAUAUUUGGAGGUUCUGAUUCAUAUAAAUUGGAAGAAGCUGCUGAUCUCUGCAUUCAAGCAGCCAAUUUAUACAAAUUACGUAAAGAAUUGAAACUAGCAGGUGAUGCAUUUGUGAAGGCAGCCGUGUUCCAAAUCAAAGCUGGUAAUGACGAUGAAGCUUCCAAUAUUUACACCGAUGCAUACAAAUCAUACAAGAGUAGUGGAGAUGCUACAGAAGCGACAGAUGCUUUAGUGUGUGCUGUUGAUUUGUUUACUAAGAAAGGUCAAUUCAGAAGAGCUGCAAAUUUUAAAUUUGAAUUGGGUGAAAUGUAUGAACAGGAUUUGAAUGAUUAUAAGAAAGCAAUUGAUAGCUUUGAGACUGCCGCCGAAUGGUACUCUCAAGAUCAGGCUAUUGCAUUAGCUAACAAAUGUUGGGUUAGAUGUGCUGAUUUGAAAGCAAUGGAUAAUCAAUAUAUUGAGGCUAGUAAUGUUUUUGCCAAAUUAAUUAAAAAUAGUAUUGGUAACAGAUUAAGCCAGUGGUCCCUAAAGGAAUACUUUCUGAAGAAAGGUCUAUGUGAACUUGCUGCAACAGAUGCUGUCGCCGCUGAAAGAACAUUAAAGGAAGGACAACAUGAAGAUCCAAAUUUCGUGGACUCUAGAGAGGCCAUAUUAUUACAAAAUUUAAUCGAAUGUACUAACGAAAAUGACGCUGAAAGAUUAGGACAAUGUGUGUUUGAUUUUGAUAAAUUUAAUAAGUUAGAUAAAUGGAAGACUACUAUUCUUCUGAAGGUAAAAGAAAAUAUAACGGAAGCUGAAGAUGACUUGUUGUAA
Messenger RNA from Maudiozyma barnettii, 879 nucleotides. It is a transcript of the gene SEC17, whose product is annotated as Sec17p. Gene Ontology annotation, molecular function: soluble NSF attachment protein activity; syntaxin binding. The transcript has a single exon. Gene Ontology annotation, cellular component: SNARE complex; vacuolar membrane. Lineage: Eukaryota; Fungi; Ascomycota; Saccharomycetes; Saccharomycetales; Saccharomycetaceae. The record is from RefSeq and is a predicted model, not a curated record. Gene Ontology annotation, biological process: SNARE complex disassembly; intracellular protein transport. The coding region runs from base 1 to 879 and encodes 292 amino acids.